Scomber japonicus (chub mackerel) is the source of this 3625-nucleotide messenger RNA. RefSeq names its product protein NLRC3-like. The transcript is spliced from 13 exons. The record is from RefSeq and is a predicted model, not a curated record. Gene Ontology annotation, molecular function: protein binding. Bases 119 to 3625 code for a protein of 1168 amino acids. Lineage: Eukaryota; Metazoa; Chordata; Actinopteri; Scombriformes; Scombridae.
UUUCUGUUCACUGAGAUGAACAGAAAACUCUCUCUCAGUACAAGCCUGGUGAACACAGGAGAGCUGCUGGAGUGACGCUCAUUCAUGGGACUCUCAGUGGCAGCACGUUAUUUCCACAAUGAAAAGGACUCAUCAAGAGAGACCAGACUCCCCUGGACCCAGCUGUGUGUCCUUUAAGAGUGACCAGUCAAAGGAAUCACCUAUUAUGUUGAAAAAAGGAAACGAUCCUCCUGAAAAAGAGACUCAUCAAGAGAGACCAGACUCCCCUGGACCCAGCUGCAUGUCCUUUAAGAGUGACCAGUCAAAGGAAUCACCUAUUAUGUUGAAGGAUGGAAGCGAUCCUCCUGAAAAAGAGAGUGAUCAACAGAGACCAGACUCCCCUAAAAGCAGCUGCGUGGCCUUUCAGAGUGACCAGUCAAAGGAAGCACCUCUUAGGUUCAUACAUGGACAGUGUUCUCCUGAUAAGAGGAUCUGUCUGGAGAAACCAGAUUUCCCUGAAUCCAGCUGUGUGUCUAUGAAGAGUGACCAAUCAAGGGAACCUCCUUUUACAUUCAGAGAUGGACACAAUUUCCCUGAAAUGACAGUCAACCAGAAGAGGGCAGAUGAUCCAUUGCCUGAGCAUCAUGAAAGAGACUUGGGCUACAUAUUCAUGCUGCUUGAGGAGAACAUUAUCACUUUUGUGAAGAAUGAGCUAAAGGGGUUCAAGAGGGUUCUGUGUCCAGAUGAUCCAAAAUAUUCGGAGAAGAAGAGGGAGGAUGAGAAUGUGAUCGAUGAUCAAGAGAAAGAGCACAGGAGGAGCAGCAGAGAGGCUUUUCUGAAGAUCUCACUGAACUUCCUGAGGAGAAUGAAACAGGAUCAGCUGGCUGACUCUCUGCAGAGCAAAUGUCCUGCAGCAUGUCAGCAUAAACUCAAAUGUAAUCUGAAAGAGAGGUUUGAGUGUUUGUUCGAGGGGAUUGCCAAAGCAGGGAACCCAACUCUCCUGAAUGAGAUCUUCACAGAGCUUUUCAUCAAUGAAGGAGGGUCUGGACAGCUCAGCAACGAACAUGAGGUCAUACAGAUUGAAAGAGCAUUCAGGAGACCAGAAGGGGAAAUGGUGAUUAGAUCUGAAGAGAUCUUCAAACCUGGAAUAGAUCCCCCUAUCAGGACACUGAUGACAAAGGGGGUGGCUGGCAUUGGGAAAACCGUCUUAACACACAAGUUUGCCCUGGACUGGGCUGAAGACAAAGCUCACCAAAAUAUACAGCUCACAUUUCCAGUCCCUUUCCGAGAGCUAAAUUUGCUAAAAGGAAAAAGGUACAGCUUGGUGGAACUUAUUCAUCACUUGUUUGGUGAGACCAAAGAAGCAGGAAUCCUCAGGUUUGAAGAGUUCCAGGUUGUGUUCAUCUUUGACGGUCUGGAUGAGUGUCGACUUCCACUAGACUUCCACAACAAUGAGAUCCUGACUGAUGUGACAGAGUCCACCUCAGUGGAUGUGCUGCUGACAAACCUCAUCAGCGGAAAACUGCUUCCCUCAGCUCAUGUCUGGAUAACCACACGACCUGCAGCAGCCAAUCAGGUUCCUCCUGAGUGUGUUGACAUGGUGACAGAAGUCAGAGGGUUCACUGACCCACAGAAGGAGGAGUACUUCAGGAAGAGAUUCAGAGACAAGCAGCAGGCUUUCAUGAUCAUCUCCCACAUCAAGACAACACAAAGCCUCCACACCAUGUGCCAAAUCCCAGUCUUCUGCUGGAUCACUGCCACAGUGCUGGAAGAUGUGAUGAAAACCAAUGAGGUUGCUGAGCUGCCUAAGACCUUGACUGAGAUGUACAUCCACUUCCUGGUGAUUCAAACCAAACUCAGCAAUGUAAAGUAUCAUGGAGUAGCUGUGACAGAUCAACACUGGAAUCCAGAGAGCAGGAAGAUGAUUGAGUCUCUGGGAAAACUGGCUUUUGAGCAGCUGGACAAAGGCAACCUGAUCUUCUAUGAAUCAGACCUGACAGAGUGUGGCAUCAAUAUCAGAGAGGCCUCGGUGUGCUCAGGAGUGUUCACACAGAUCUUCAAAGAAGAGAGAGGGCUGUACCAGGAUAAGAUGUUCUGCUUCGUCCACUUGAGUGUUCAAGAGUUCCUCGCUGCUCUUUAUGUCCAUCUGACAUUCAUCAACUCUGGAGUUAACCUCCUUGCAGAAGAACAGUCAAACUUCCAGACAUCUGAUCUGUUGAGUAACAAAUUCCAACUCUUCUAUCAGAGUGCUGUGGACAAGGCUUUCCAGAGCCCAAAUGGGCACCUUGACUUGUUCCUUCGAUUCCUUCUGGGCCUUUCCCUUGAGACCAAUCAAAUUCUUCUACGUGGCCUCCUGACACAGACAGGAAGUAACUCACAGACCAACCAGGAAACAGCUGAGUAUGUCAAGAAGAAAAUUAGGCAGAGUACAUCUCCUGAGAAAAGCAUCAAUCUGCUCCACUGUCUGAAUGAGCUGAAGGACCAUUCUCUAGUGGAGGAGAUCCAAAACCAGCUGAAUUCAGGAAGUCUCUCUACAGAAGAUCUCUCUCCCGCUCAGUGGUCAGCUCUGGUCUUUAUCUUAUUGUCCUCUGAGGAAGACCUGGAUGUGUUUGACCUGAAGAAAUACUCUACUUCCAAAGAAGCUAUUCUGAGACUCCUGCCAGUGGUCAAAGCCUCCAAAAAAUCUGUAUUGAGUGGCUGCAACCUAUCAGAGAGAAGCUGUGAAGCUCUGGCAACAGUCCUCAGCUCGAAGUCCUCCAGUCUGACAGAGCUGGACCUGAGUAACAAUGACCUGCGGGAUUCAGGGGUGAAACUGCUCUCUGCUGGACUAGAGAGUCCAAACUGUAGACUGGAGACUCUCUGGCUGUCAGGCUGUCAGAUCACAGACGAAGGCUGUGUAUCUUUGGCCUCAGCUCUGAGCUCCAACCCUUCCCAUCUGAGAGAAUUGGACCUGAGCUACAAUCACCUAGGAAACAUGGGAGUAAAACUGCUCUCUGCUGGACUUGAGAAUCCACACUGGAAACUUGACACUCUCAGGGUUGACCACGGAGAGCGAUAUUUGACACCAGGCUUAAGAAAGUAUGCCUGUGAACUCACACUGGAUCCAAACACAGCAAACAAAAAUGUCCUCCUCUCUGAAGACAGCAGAAAGGCAACAGUGGUGAAAGAGUUGCAGCCAUAUCCUCCUCACCCAGACAGAUAUGACUUCUUGUUUGGGGUGAUGUGUGUUAAUGGUCUUACUGGUAGAUGUUACUGGGAGGUUGAGAGGGAGGGAUGGCUCUCUCUAGGAGUAGCUUACAGAGGAAUUGGACGGAAAGGGACUGAUAAUGACUGCAGGUUGGGAAGGAAUGACAAGUCCUGGGCUCUGUUUGCUUCUGAUGGUCUUUUCUCUGCUUGGCACAAUGACAAAGCAAAGACUGUCAACAUCCCACCCUCUGUCCAGACUAACAGAAUAGGAGUAUAUCUUGACUGUCAUGUUGGCAUCCUUUCUUUCUAUAGAGUCUCCUCUGACACAUUGAUCCACCUCCACACCUUCCACAACACAUUCACUGAACCGCUCUACCCUGAGUUUGGGUUCAGGGAUGGAUCUGCAGUGUGUUUGUGUAAGCUGUCAGAGGGAGAGCAGUCUGGAAACAUGACAGGGUAA